UGAUCUGCUCUGCAGGGAAGACUAAAUUAGUGCUAAUACCACGCGAUAAGCAGUCCAAAGAUUCAGAAAAGGAAGAUUAAGAUACCACCCAAUCCCUAAUUAUGCUCCUCCUGCUGCUGCUAAGCAUAAGUGCGCGCAAUAACUAGACCACCACCUUCCUCCUCGCCGAGCCGAGCCGCCAUUUAAUUCCUCCGCCUCCUUCUCGCACUAGAUUUACACUGCAUUCUCCUCCUCCUCCUCCUCUGCUGCUGCGCCUGGCCCUGGCGGCGUCUCUUUCCCUUGCUCGGCUCGGCUGCUGCUCCUCUCUUUACUUCAACUGCUCCCACUCCCCAACCAACUCAACACCUCCACCUCCACUCACUUCAUCCCCAUGUGGUGGUGAGCGGUGCCGAAGCGAGCAGCACACCAUGGCUCCGUGAAUUCGCUGCCAUUCGCGGCGACAAGCAGGGAUUCGGGCGUGCUCGUUCGUGGUGCUGAUUUCGCAUCGGCGCCGCUUGGGCAUGAUGAGGGCGGCGCCCAGCCUCCUCCCGGUUUUCCUCGCCUUGCAGUGCGGGGUGGUGUUCCUGCAAUGCUCCGCGGCGUCUGCCAUGGGCGGCGACGUUCUGGCGCUCAUGUCAUUCAAACGUGCCAUCAUGGAGGACCCUCACUCGGUGCUCUCGGACUGGAUUGAUGCGGACGGGAACGCCUGCGACUGGCAUGGGGUGAUCUGCUCCGCGCCGCAGGGCUCCGUCAUCUCUCUGAAGCUGUCAAACUCAUCUCUCAAGGGAUUCAUCGCACCGGAGCUUGGACAGCUGAGUUUCUUGCAAGAGCUGUAUUUGGACCAUAACCUGCUUUUUGGCACAAUCCCGAAACAAAUAGGCUCAUUGAGGAGCCUGAGGGUUUUGGAUUUGAGUGUUAAUCGCCUCACUGGCCCUAUCCCUCCUGAGUUAGGUGGCUUGAGCAGCGUAAGCGUAAUAAAUUUCCAUUCCAAUGGAUUGACCGGGAAUAUACCACCAGAGCUAGGCAAACUGCAGAAUCUCGUUGAGCUGAGGUUAGACAGGAAUAAACUGAAGGGAUCAAUUCCGGGAAGCAAUACUGCCGGCUUUUCUCCGGCUGCAAAUAGUGGAUCCACAGCUCACAAUGGAUUAUGCCCUUCUCCUCGAUUAUAUGUUGGGGAUUUCUCUUACAACUUUCUUGUUGGAAAAAUUCCACCUUGCUUGAAGUAUCUUCCAAGGGCAAGUUUCCAAGGGAACUGCUUCCGGGACGAGUACUCUAUCCGACAACGAGCUUUUCAAAUCUGUAAAAGUGGUUCAACUGGCCAACGAGGUGGCAUAAAUGGAUUUAAGCAUCCAACUACUGGACAUAAGCAUGAAAGAGUGCAGCAACCAACUUGGCUUCUUGUUUUAGAAAUUGCAACUGGUGUUCUUCUGGUUGUUUUUGCGGUCACUGGUAUCAUUACUGCUUCCAGAACCUGCAAGCUGAAGCCUUCUAUAAGAAUAUCCUCAUGGAAUAGAUCAAAAAGUUGGAGUGAUGAGAUAACAGCGUUGAUUGAUUCUGAUAUGCUGAAAAGUUUGCCAAAAUUAAGUCGCCAGGAGCUUGAAGUUGCCUGUGAGGAUUUUAGCAACAUUAUUGGCUCAUCUCCUGAGACUGUUGUCUACAAAGGAACCAUGAAGGAUGGGCCUGAAGUUUCUGUUAUAUCAUUAUGCGCCUUCGAAGGUCAUUGGACUAGCCAUCAUGAACUCUUUUACCAAAAUAAGGUUAUUGAUCUGGCAAGGUUGAAUCAUGAGAACAUAGCAAAGUUUCUAGGCUAUUGCAGAGAAAGUGAUCCAUUCUCUAGGAUGUUAGUCUUUGAGUACGCAUCAAAUGGGACCCUAUUUGAGCAUCUGCAUUAUGGGGAAGGAGCACAGCUAUCUUGGCUCAGGCGAAUGAAAAUAGCCAUUGGUAUCGCCCAAGGUCUAAGGUACUUGCAUACUGAGUUGCAGCCCCCGUUUGCUAUAUCUGAGCUGAAUUCCAAUUCCAUCUACAUUACAGAAGAUUUUACUCCAAAGUUGGUUGAUUUUGAGUGCUGGAAAAUGAUGUUCUCAAAAAAUGCAAAACCUGCUAACCACUUCAAUAGCAAAGCCUCUUUUCCUGGCAAUGGGGAUUCUCCGGAGGAUAAGCAUGCAGAUAUCCAAUGCAACACAUUUGCUUUUGGGGUGAUUUUACUGGAGAUUAUCAGUGGACGGCUUCCUUAUUGCAAGGACAAAGGCUAUUUGGUUGACUGGGCUACCAAGUAUCUCCAGCAGGCCGAGGAGAUCGGGAAGCUAGUCGACCCUGAACUGACCAAUGUGAGGACUGAGGACCUUGCAGUCCUUUGCAGCGUGGUGAGCCGCUGCAUCGACCCUGACCCUUCCAAGAGACCGUCAAUGCAGAUCAUCACAGGUGUGCUGGAGAAUGGGAUUGACUUGUCCGCAGCCGCCAUCCUGAAGGAGUCUUCUCUAGCAUGGGCCGAGCUCGCCUUGGCGUUGUAACAUACACCCUUCGUCCUGUGUAAAUUCAUCGUCAGGAACACUAAUAUUAAUCACGGUUGUCGCUCGACGUAUAGAGGGGUACGGCGAACGAGCAGGCAUUUGCUCAGUUUCGUGCAUGGCACUGAUUGUUUUGACUGAUAAUAUGAUUUACAAUCGAGUAUGUGCAAUGCUUUUGCCUGCCUGAUGGAAACCACGCCGUGAUCGGUGUGUGGAGGGACUGGGGGACUCCGUUUUUACUGAUGUCUCCAAGAAACGGGCGGUCGGACUGACGCGCGGGCAGGUUGCAGGGCACCUGACCUGUGCGCUCACGUGUUCGGCGGAACGACUUGUUGGUUUCUGUGCUCCCUCGAUCUCCGGCGAGCCACGCGCCACGCCGUGGAGCCGGUCGGUCAUCCAGCAGUGAGCAGCCGGCAGAGGUUGAUUCGCGUUCCUCUGCCCCAGCGCGGCCGUC
Messenger RNA from Phragmites australis (common reed), 2940 nucleotides. Its product is annotated as probable LRR receptor-like serine/threonine-protein kinase At1g63430. The transcript is spliced from 13 exons. The record is from RefSeq and is a predicted model, not a curated record. Gene Ontology annotation, biological process: protein phosphorylation. The coding region runs from base 501 to 2489 and encodes 662 amino acids. Lineage: Eukaryota; Viridiplantae; Streptophyta; Magnoliopsida; Poales; Poaceae. Gene Ontology annotation, molecular function: ATP binding; protein kinase activity; protein binding.